AUGCCUGCUCUUGACGAACUUAGAUUUGAGGAAUUCGAUUCCAAGUACUUCCCCAAGUUGGAACAUAUUUCCGGUCCAUCUCCCUAUGCCCAUACACCUACCGAGGGACCUUCCUAUAUUCCUCCUGAAGACCGUCAAAAGCCCCUUACCUCAUCUGGAACUUACAAAAAGGAAUAUGGCAAAUUUGGCAAAGAUAUUUCUCCUCUUCUUGGUGUUGAAUAUACCGAAGAUGUCCAGAUUGCAGACUUUAUUGAUACCCUUUUGAAUGCUCAUUCAAGUGAAGAGCAACGUGAAAAGGCUGCUAAUCUCAUUCGCGACAUUGCAAUUGAGAUUUCACGCAAGGGCGUUGUAGUCUUCAGAAACCAGCAUAAGCUCACUGUUCAAAAGCAAAAAGAUUUCACCAACCAACUUGGUCUUCUUACUGGGAAGCCAAAGGAUAAUGGUCUUCAUAUUCACCCUCGUGCUCCCGCUGGCGGACUCAUUGGCGAGGAUGGUCUUAUUGACCCUGAAAUCUUUUACGUUUCUUCUACUUUGGACCGCCGCCAAGGAAAACUUAGACGUAUUACCACAUUCCCUUCAAUUGCAUGGCACUCUGAUAUUACCUUCGAGCCUGUUCCUGCCGACUAUUCUGCUCUUAAGAUUGUCCAGCAGCCUGAGGAAGGUUCUGGUGGUGAUACCUUGUUUGCUAAUGGUUAUGCUCUAUAUGAAAGAUUUUCCGAACCUUACCGCAAGUUUUUGGAGGGUCUUAAAGGCACUUAUGCUCAACCUGGCUUUGAAGAACUUGGUAAAGCCAACAACUUUUUGCUUUACAGCCAGCCCCGUGGUGCCCCUGAAAACAUUGGUGACAGACUUACUUCCACUCACCCUCUUGUACGCACCAACCCUGUUACUGGUUGGAAGAGUUUGUACGCAGUUGGUGUUCACUUUGCCCAGAUUAACGAUCUGACCCCUAUUGAGGCUGCUCGUGUAAAGGCCUUUAUUAAUGACACUCUUGUUAACUCUCACGAUUUACAGAUCAGAGUGUCAUGGAAUGGUGUCAACGAUAUCGCUUUUUUCGACAACAGAUCUGCUUACCAUACUGCUACUCUUGAUUACUUGGGAACUAGAAGAGGCAUUCGUACCAUCAGUAUUGGUGAGCGUCCUUACUUUGAUGAGAACAGUGGCCUUCAGAGCGAGGCUAUUUACGAUGAGCUUGCGGAAAAGAUUGGUAAUCUUUCUACCAAGAAUUAA
This is a messenger RNA of Magnusiomyces paraingens, 1230 nucleotides long. RefSeq lists its product as uncharacterized. The transcript has a single exon. The coding region runs from base 1 to 1230 and encodes 409 amino acids. The record is from RefSeq and is a predicted model, not a curated record. Gene Ontology annotation, molecular function: 2-oxoglutarate-dependent dioxygenase activity. Gene Ontology annotation, cellular component: cytoplasm. NCBI's taxonomy places the organism in Eukaryota, Fungi, Ascomycota, Dipodascomycetes, Dipodascales, Dipodascaceae.